Molecule: messenger RNA, 5536 nt
Organism: Pseudophryne corroboree (corroboree frog)
Lineage: Eukaryota; Metazoa; Chordata; Amphibia; Anura; Myobatrachidae
Gene: PPFIA1
Product: PTPRF interacting protein alpha 1
Exons: 31
Coding region: 368-4165 (1265 amino acids)
Biological process (GO): synapse organization
Cellular component (GO): presynaptic active zone
Molecular function (GO): protein binding
Source: RefSeq, a predicted model, not a curated record
GUGUCACUCCGCCGUUCCCACGGUAACAUGUCCUUGGCCCUGCCCCCUACGUGACGCCAUGUGUGCCGGCACGUCACGCACCGACCAGUCAUCGCGGUGUAUGCCGGGAACCUAGAGGCGGCCUGACGGAGCCCGGGACACCGAAUAGGGGAUUCCCCAGCCUGCGCUCUGCCCGUGACCGCCAAGGCACACGGGACAGAAGGGCGCACCGGGGCCGGCGCAGGAACUGACCGUGGGGUUCCCGCCUCCGCUCCACCUACCCCGGUAUACCCGGGGCCCCCCCACUCCCACCGGCCCCGGUACAUGGUACAAGGAACCGAGCUGACCCUGACACUGUUGCGGCCAGGCCCCGGGAGCACGCAGCAAGAUGAUGUGCGAAGUGAUGCCCACAAUCAGCGAGGCUGAGCUGCCUUCAGGGGGGGAUCGAGGCCAUGGUUCCGGCUCUCCCCAACAGACGGACUCGGACUCUCACUUUGAGCAACUUAUGGUUUCUAUGCUGGAAGAAAGAGACCGGCUACUGGAUACUCUACGAGAAACCCAGGAAACACUUGCGUUAAAUCAGGGUAAACUACAGGAGGCGACCCAUGAACGGGACUCAUUACAAAGGCAGCUCAACACCGCUUUGCCCCAGGAGUUUGCAGCACUUACUAAAGAGCUCAAUAUCUGCCGGGAGCAACUUCUGGAGCGGGAGGAAGAAAUCGCGGAGUUAAAGGCGGAGAGGAACAAUACCCGGCUACUCCUAGAGCAUCUGGAGUGUCUGGUGUCCCGGCACGAGCGCUCGCUCAGGAUGACCGUGGUGAAGAGACAAGCUCAGUCGCCUGCCGGAGUGUCGAGUGAAGUUGAAGUUUUAAAAGCACUAAAGUCUCUGUUUGAACAUCACAAAGCUUUAGAUGAAAAGGUAAGAGAACGGUUACGAGUCGCAUUAGAGAGAUGUAGCUUAUUGGAAGAAGAACUGGCAGUAACGCACAAAGAGCUGAUGAUUUCCCGAGAACAGAACAAUCAGAAGAAGAUCUAUAAUGAUGGGACAGUGGAUUCAAGCCACGAUCAGGAAAAUAUGCCCAGCACUAAUGGGAAGAGACUAUCUGACGGUUCAUUAAAUCACGACGAGGACCUAUCUAAAGUGAUUGAGCUCCAAGAUGUCAUCGAAAAACAAACAAAGGAGCAAAAUCAGAUGAAGGAGCGUCUGGCCGUCCUGUCUAACAGGGUCACGGAGUUGGAGGAAGAUCUGGACACGGCGAGGAAAGAUCUCAUCAAAUCCGAGGAGAUGAACACAAAGCUGGCACGGGACGUACGAGAGGCUAUGGCCCAGAAGGAAGACAUGGAGGAGAGGAUUACAACGCUUGAAAAACGCUACCUCGCUGCGCAGCGCGAAGCCACAUCUGUGCACGACCUCAACGAUAAACUUGAAAAUGAAAUUGCUAAUAAGGAAUCCGUACUUAGACAGAGUGAAGAGAAGAGCCGUCAGAUCCAGGAACGCCUGGAGCUAGCCGAGCAGAAGCUUCAGCAGACGAUACGGAAAGCAGAAACUCUGCCCGAGGUGGAAGCGGAGCUGGCGCAGAGGGUAGCCGCUCUCUCUAAGGCCGAGGAGAGACAUGGCAACAUUGAGGAGAGGUUACGUCAGAUGGAAUCGCGGCUGGAAGAGAAGAACCAGGAGCUACAGCGGGCCCGACAGAGGGAGAAGAUGAACGAAGAACACAAUAAGCGCCUGUCUGAAACGGUGGAUAAACUUCUGUCCGAGUCCAACGAGCGGCUGCAGCUUCAUCUGAAGGAGAGGAUGGCGUCUUUAGAAGAUAAGAAUGCUCUGAUAAGAGAUGUAGAAUCUGCAAAGAAGCUCAUUGAUGAAAUACAACAUGAGAAGGAGCAGCUACUUGUUGAAAUGGAAAACCUGAGAUCAGAAAAUGAGCAAGUCAGGAUACGUGCGGCUUCCCUACACCACAGCCGACCUCACUUAGGCAGUGUGCCGGACUUCCGAUACGCCCUCGCUCCUUCGUCGUUGUCUGAUGACCACACAGACUCCUACAGUUCUUCGCUGGUUCUGCGUCGACCUCAGAAAGGACGACUCGUAGCCUUGCGCGAUGAGCCCUCUAAGGUACAAACGCUCAAUGAGCAGGACUGGGAGCGAGCCCAGCAGGCCAGUGUACUGGCUAAUGUAGCCCAAGCGUUUGAGAGCGACGUGGAUGUUUCGGACAUGGAGGAUGAUCGAGACACCAUCUUCAGCUCCGUGGAUCUCCUUUCCCCGUGCGGCCAGGCUGAUGCUCAAACCCUCGCUGUGAUGUUGCAGGAACAGUUGGACGCAAUCAAUAAGGAAAUCAGAUUGAUACAAGAGGAGAAGGAGAACACAGAGCAGAGGGCGGAGGAGAUCGAGUCUCGGGUGGGCAGUGGGAGUUUAGAUAAUAUGGGCCGCUUCAGGUCAAUGACUUCUAUCCCCCCCUCUUUUACUGGAUCUUCCCUUGCUGGUUCCUCCCCGCCUGGUAGCGGCUGCUCUACUCCCAGAAGAAUCCCACAUAGCCCUGCCCGGGAAGUGGACAGGCUAGGUGUUAUGACCUUGCCUUCAUCAUCAGACUCUGUUCAUAUAUCCAGCACCCCCCUCAGCAAUACCAUUUCCUGCCCCGAUUCCUCUCCGCUGUCCCAGCCUCCAGGUACUAGAGAUGAUUCCAGAGAUGACAAGACUACAAUACGGUGCGAGACCUCUCCUCCUGCCUCACCCCGGUCCUUGCGCUUAGGAGUUCAUAAAGGGGCAUUGCACACGAUGAGUCACGAGGACAUCCGAGACAUUAGAAAUUCCACAGGCUCGCAGGAUGGGCAGGUGAGCAAUCCCAGCAGUAGUAACAGCAGCCAGGACUCCCUAAACAAAGCCCAAAAGAAGAAAGGAAUCAAGUCGUCCAUCGGCCGCUUGUUUGGUAAAAAAGAAAAAGGUCGUCCUGGUCUUUUGGGGAAGGAGUCACUCGGACCAGGUGGAAUUCCAGAAUUAGAAAGUACAUCCCAGGAAUCCCUUGGGCUUGCCAAGCUGCCGGGUCAAACGGAGAAGAACCGAAAGCUCCAGAAAAAGCAUGAGUUGCUGGAGGAAGCGCGGAGACAAGGCCUGCCAUUUGCACAGUGGGAUGGUCCUACUGUGGUUGUAUGGUUAGAGCUCUGGGUUGGGAUGCCUGCAUGGUACGUGGCUGCCUGUCGGGCCAAUGUGAAAAGUGGGGCUAUAAUGUCGGCUCUGUCUGACACAGAAAUCCAGAGAGAAAUUGGGAUUAGUAACCCUUUGCACAGGCUAAAGCUACGGCUUGCCAUCCAGGAGAUUAUGUCCUUGACCAGUCCUUCUGCACCUCCCACGUCAAGAACGUCCACGGGAAAUGUCUGGGUUACACAUGAAGAAAUGGAAACUCUUACAGCCUCUCCACAAACGGACGAUGAGGAGGGGAGCUGGGCUCAGACCUUAGCAUAUGGCGACAUGAACCACGAGUGGAUUGGCAAUGAGUGGCUGCCCAGCUUAGGUCUGCCGCAGUACCGCAGUUACUUCAUGGAGUGCCUUGUUGAUGCCAGAAUGCUUGAUCAUUUGACGAAAAAGGACCUCCGUGGGCAGCUAAAAAUGGUGGACAGUUUCCACAGGAACAGUUUCCAGUGUGGCAUCAUGUGCUUACGGAGGCUGAACUACGACCGGAAAGAUCUGGAGAGGAAGAGGGAUGAAAGUCAGAAUGAGAUUAAAGAUGCUAUUGUAUGGAGUAAUGACCGAGUUAUCCACUGGAUAUUAUCCAUUGGGCUUAAAGAAUAUGCAAAUAAUCUUCUUGAAAGUGGUGUUCACGGUGCUCUGAUUGCCUUAGAUGAGACUUUUGACCACAACACUCUGGCCCUGCUGCUACAGAUUCCCACUCAGAAUACACAGGCACGUGCAAUGUUGGAGCGGGAAUUCAACAACCUUCUUAUAAGAGGAACAGACAGAAGAUUUGAUGAUGAUGACGAUAAAAACUUUAGACGGGCCCCAUCGUGGAGAAAGAAAUUCCGACCAAAGGAUGUGCGAGGACUGAGUGCCGGCUCCGCAGAGACGCUACCCGCCAACUUCAGAGUCAACUCCUCAAUGUCUUCACCUUCUAUGCAGCCAAAGAAAAUGCAGAUGGAUGGCAAUGUGUCUGGAAUACAAAGACUGGAUUCAGCUACAAUUAGGACAUACUCCUGCUAACGCUGUCUUGUUGUCUAUCCACAUUACUUCUACAGAUGAAUAUGCAAUAGUUGAAUCCACCUUGAUUCCACAUUUCCAGACCUGGCCGAGUUUUCCUUCGUACGAAACAAGCUGUUCAGACACUUUGAGAUAUUUUAAUACAGAGUUUUUAAAUAAUGAGUAAAAUUAUAGAUAGAACAAAUAUUUUAGAAUUUUACCGUUUGUUAUAUUUCUGUUCACCUCUGUGGAAAACUUCUACGUAGCUCAUUUUCAUGUGUAUUCAGUCCUUUUGUAUCCUUGCUCCUCCUUCUAUUUGUAAGUCGCUGUUUUUUUGUUUUUUUUUUGUUUUUUCCCUCCCCUCUAUUGAAUGUACUGUAACUCUGCUCAAGUCCCCGACGAUCACCCAGGGGGCUUUGUAAAUGAUUCUAGUAUUGUAAUUUAUGGGUAUUUUUCAUAAUGAACCUGAGAGGAGAGAAAAAAAAGUUGUUUUUAUUGUGUUUGUACAGUCUUAGAACAUCAUGAAAGUGCAUUUUGUCACAGGUGUUAACUGGUGCAACAUUACAAGCGCGCCCAGGAUUCAGCAAUCCUUAGAAUGCAAUUACGGAAUCUAAGCCAAGGUUGUUCUUUAAUAACCUGGUUGUACUUGGAAAUUAUGAGGGCGUUUAACUAUGUUUCGUUUGUCGGGGGCUUGGUGACCUGUUAUAACUUUACAUUUUUAUGUCGUUAUAUUUAAAACAAUUUAGAAAAGCCAUAAACAGCAUUUUCUAAAAAAAAAAUCAAGGGGGAUAUUCAUUUUGUAAAGUGUUUCCUGACCUCUCCUGCUUGGCUCCCAGGACAUUGAACAAUAUGACGCUGGCCUUUGCAGUAGUUCAGGGAAAUCAGUAAGGACCAAUCACAACUCUCCAGACAGACAGGUGACCUAGGUUGCCGCUGCGCAGCCUGUUUUAUACGAAAGGCCUUAUCUUCUUUGUCUUCUUUUUUCUUUUUCUGUAUUUUCCUCUUACUCCAUGUUGUGUUUGUACCCGAAGGAAGUGAUCAGGACAUGUGUAAUGCAUAAUCCUGUUGAUUUUAUUAUUAUUUUUUUUUUUUGUCUUGAACAUUAUGUUGGCAAAAAAAAAAAAAGAAUUGCUACAAAUCAGUUCUGUUUCAAAUAAUGAUGUAUUAUUUAUUGCAGUUGACGUUAUAUAUACUGUCUGUUAUUGUUUAAACUUUUACUUUUUUCAUGUAUAAAUUUGGAUUCCUUGUUACAGUUUUUUUUUUUUUUGUUUUCUAAUCCUGUUUUGUGUACUUGCUGAUUAUGUAACAAUAUAUGUACAGUCGAUGUACUUUUGGACUAUUUUUAUCACAGUAUUAUUUAUUGCUUUCUUUCAAUAAAAUACUGAAGCAUUUUCC